Messenger RNA from Impatiens glandulifera, 1194 nucleotides. RefSeq names its product THO complex subunit 7A-like. The transcript is spliced from 3 exons. Lineage: Eukaryota; Viridiplantae; Streptophyta; Magnoliopsida; Ericales; Balsaminaceae. Gene Ontology annotation, biological process: mRNA export from nucleus; mRNA processing. The record is from RefSeq and is a predicted model, not a curated record. Bases 279 to 1007 code for a protein of 242 amino acids. Gene Ontology annotation, cellular component: THO complex part of transcription export complex.
AUUGGCCGACAACCUUUUAAUGUCGGACGUCCGAUCGCAAUUUCGCGACCUCGUUUCUAUUGUUCUCUCCUUCGUCCUCCCAUGGAUUUCUCCGAUUGAAACCCUAACAAAUCUUUAUCUACGUUUUGAAAUCCAGUCUGUGGCGGAAAUUCAUGAACUUGAAGGAACCCUAGAUUGAGAAUCUGUAUUCUCCUCCUGGGUGUUUUGCGCGUUAAGGCACUUAGAGAUCUCCUAAAGACGAGUGUCUGUACAAGGAUUGGGUCACAAUAGCUGUCAAGAUGUUGGCGAAAACUAGAAAAGUUGCAGCUAAGGGAGAAGCAAUGGUCUCACAUUAUGCUUUUGCUCCGCUUGAAGACGAUAUCAUAAUAAAACAUCGGCUUCUAACACGAACUACCACCACUAGGGGUGAACCUCCAUUGAAGAAGCUUCAAAAGAAGUUCACUUCUUUUGUUCUUGAGAUCGAAAAGGACACGAAUAACAAUCUUGAUUGUGAAAAACUUGCAAAAGCUUUCUUGCAGGAAUUAGCAUCAUUUGAGCUCCCACUGCUCAAGAGCAAAGCAGUUGUGGAUUCUAACUUGAGGGAGAAGGAGAACUUUAACGAGUUAGAAGACGAGAUAAACAGACAGAUUCUUCAGGCGCAGGCUGAUAUAAAAGAUCUGAAGGAAGAACUAGAAGUGGCUAAAAUCGAAAGGAAGCACAAAGAAGAGUGUGAAUCAAUCAGGAAAUUGAUUGCUUUACAACCACCAAGGUCGGAUACCCAAAAGAUAAUAACUGAAUUAGAGAAGGAGAUUGUAAGGAUGGAAGCUGAGAAUGUUGCUAGUUCAAGGACCUUGGAACUCCGCAAGAAACAGUUUGCUCUUCUAUUACAAGUGGUGGAUGAGCUUCAGAACACAAUUGAGGACGAACAAAAGUGUAUGAUUGAAGAUUUAAACCGGAUAGCAAAUGACGAAAUUGAGAGCGCGGGAAAGGAUGCUGCAGGUGAUUAUGAAGCAAUGGUGGUUGAUUAGUUAAAUUAUGUUUUUGCACUUGUAGGAAAAUGUUAUCUUACUAAGCAAACAGUCGAGAGCAUGGGAAGGGAAGGGAAGGGAAGGAUGUUGCAGGUGAUAAUGAAGCAAUGAAUCAACAGUGGUUGAUUAGUUAAAUAAUGUUUUUGCACUUGUAGAAAAAUAUUAUCUUACUAAACAAUGUUUGUUU